This is a messenger RNA of Penicillium hordei, 1173 nucleotides long. RefSeq lists its product as uncharacterized. Lineage: Eukaryota; Fungi; Ascomycota; Eurotiomycetes; Eurotiales; Aspergillaceae. The record is from RefSeq and is a predicted model, not a curated record. The transcript has a single exon. Bases 1 to 1173 code for a protein of 390 amino acids.
AUGUUGGGCACUGGACUGGAAAAUGCAGAUACCCCGGAUUCCACUCCAACCUCGAUGGCAUCAGCAGCCCAGGAUGUGACGUACACGACGAAACCUGGCGAACAAAACAACAAUCUUGCAGAAACGUCAGACUGGGUAAAUCCAGCAGCGACAGAGACAGGCAUCUAUCCUGGAACGGUUUCAUGGCCCUCAGCCAGUGAGUUGACCACAUACCCAGCACCAACUGCGACACUGGAUGCAGCAAGCUCAUAUUAUCCAUCACUAUCAUCAAUACCAACAUCCUGGACCACACCGUCAAUUUCAAACUCAUCCUCUCUCACGUCCACCCAAACAACAAUAACAACAACAACCACAACCACAAUCUCAGCCUCAGCCUCAUCCUCAGAAACAACCUCAGCGACCAGCGACUCAACCGCCUUCUCUGGCGGUCCAUCAAAAACAACCAAAAUCGCCAUAGCAGUCCCAGUCUCAGUAAUCGGCCUAGCUCUAAUCCUAGCGCUACUAUUCUUCCUCUCCCGCCGACGACGCCGCAAACAGGAACGCAAUACGCUACCACCCCCCUACGAUAUAGCAACAGGCCAUCGAAGCGCAGUUUCAACGCAAGAGCUAAUGAUAUCACCGAAAUCUGCAACCCCAGAACCAAGACGUUCACUCUCAACCCCGGCAAUGUCCUCAGUGGCUACAUCUAUGCCGUUGCCAAUCCCUCGGAUCCCGGUUAUUAGCAUCUCACCCUCGACGGAAAGUCGGGGUCGAACGCCUAGUCCCAACCCGAGUCCCAACCCCAGUCCUGGCUCGGGAUCUGUGCACCGUAUGUCUAUGGCCCGUGAACCUGGUGACUCUGAGGCGGAGCUUGGGGUUGCGGUUGCUGUUCCUAUGGAUCAGAGGCGGAGUGCUACGGAGCAGGAUUUGAGGGACUGGGUUGCGUCUGUUACAUCAUCGAGGGGGCCGUCGCGGUUGGCUAGGAUGCCGUUUGAGGAUUUUUCGGAUGAUGAGGUUGGUAUUGGGAUUGCUGUUGGUGGGUCGUCGGAUGAUGAUGAUGACGCUGUUUCUGAUGUGUCGGGUUUGGAUGGGCGGAGGAGGGUGAGGGACUUUGAUGAGGUUUCUGUGGUGUCAUCUUUCGAUGAGGUGUCGCCGAUAGGCGAGCAGGAGAGGGGGCGGUUCCGGGGAGUUUGA